Porites lobata is the source of this 8742-nucleotide messenger RNA. NCBI's taxonomy places the organism in Eukaryota, Metazoa, Cnidaria, Anthozoa, Scleractinia, Poritidae. The record is from the annotation of a GenBank genome assembly.
AUGAAUUCCAAGUUCGUUUUCCUGUUAUUGGUUGCAAUUCUGGUGACAGCCUCGUACGCCUCCCUUCUUGAGGAAUUCGAUGAAGCUUAUGGUAGGUUAAUUAUGUAAGCAUUGUUUUGCAAGAUCACUGAAGAAACAACAGUAAACUGAUCACUCACGGGGAAGUCGAAAAAAUAGGGGAAAAUUAAUACAAUUGUGGCCAAUUAGUUUUCUUUGAAACACAAAGACAACGGUUUGUGUUUCAAACCGAAAAAUUCGGCACAUACUCUGAUUAUUCGUCUCCGUUCGCCAUGAGUUCGCCGUCAAUUCUGUCUUUGUUACUGAUCCACAUUUAUUUUAGAGAUCCGACCACGGAUUGCUUUAUACUCAUGGUUUUACUGUUUAUUUUUGACCUUUGAGAAAUUUUUAUCAGUCAGGUAAAUGAACAUAAUCUUCAUUUUUGUCUUGAUUCGCCGGAAGCAGUAUACCCACUGCUGACCGUUUUAUUAAUCAAUUUCUUCGUUCAGCAUAAUCGAGACAACGUGAUUCCUGUCCAUGCCCAGAAGAAGCCCAAUGUGGUGAAGUGUGUACCGUAAAUCAGGGUUCUGUUUCAUACAAUUUUACUAAGUAUAGGUAAAACAUGUUAAGAUGGCUCGACUUUUUAGAGGGGAUAUCUCCCAAGUUUGAGCAUUUACAACAUUGGCAUUAACAAAGACAUCGGGAAAUGUUUCCCACAGCUAUAUUAUGUAUAAAGAUGGAAAUGUGUUAUUGACAUCGAAGUUGUCUGGCAACGUAAUGACGCAGUUUGGUGUUUUACUUGCUUUUGUCUUUCUCGAUACCAGGUGGCUGCCUCAAUUAUGGCAAAGUUUGAAUACUUUCUAUACAAUGCGUUUUUGAAAUAUUUUCAAACGAAAAAAAAUAGUGAUUAAACAUGCAUGCUAUCGACACGAUUGGCUAGUAUCUGAAGAAAGUUAUGAAGUCUGGAAAUGCAGUUUCAUCUCAUAGCAGUUUGAUUCCAUUUGAAACCGUGUACGAAAAAAAAGAGAGGGACUGCUUUGGCCGAUCAGCGAGAAAGAAGAAUUAAAAAUUUGAUUAGCCUGCGUUCGACUGCUUUUUUUACCAUUUUAUUCGCAAAUUGAUUGGUCCACGCCUACAAAUUUCGCGGUAAUUAAUCACUUGAUAAUUUUUAAUUUAUAAAGCCUUCCAAAGUCACAAAUUACCCCCCACCCCCCUUCCCCCUAGCUAGAGUCUGUGUUUACAAGUGAGCGUCCGCAUAGUUCAGUUCACUAGCACUAUUUUCAAGUUUCAUAAUCAGAUGCACAACUUAAGCAAAAAAAUUUGCGUUCAAAAGGACCGUCGAUAUUUGGAUCAUAACAAUUUUCCAUCGUUAUACAUAUAAUAGAGCUAUGUUUACUCUGAACUUUGAAGCGUUCCCCUUAAAAAUCGAUUUAAAAAAUCCAGUCGAGCUACCAUUUUACGUUGAUUUUUUCUUAUUUACAUGUAUAUUGAUUGGUUUCUAAAAGUAAAACUUGAAAUUGAAUUGACAUGACGACAUAUUUCAACAUCCGCGGCUCGCAACAAUACUAUAAGCUAAUCGGGGCAAGCUGAUGAAAACACAAAGUAGUUUACGAGGAGGAAGAAUUAAGAAGUAAAUACAAAGAAGUAAGUAGUUACAAAACUGCGAACGUAUAUUACAGCUUCCUGGUACAUACCCUUUGCUUCCAGGCGGUUUCAGUUUGCUCAGCAAGGAAAAACGGACUUUUCAACAUGUGUCCUCCAAAAUAUCCCUAACUUAUAGUUUCAAGCAACUCAAACAAUUUCCUAGAUAAUAGAUAAUUUACCUGUUAAUAGCUUUCAGGGCCUCAGUGAAAAUGUUAAAUCUUUGUUUCUUUGUGUAUCCAAAACCUCACACGGGGGAGGAGGGGAAGACUCCCUUAAAGAGAAUCUACUCGAACCGGGGCAUUUGGAAGAAGAUUAUGCAGUCAGAACGUUUUUUGCAAACAAAAGAUUCUCAAACAACGGACCAAUAAAAUUCAUAGAUUUCAGGACUGUUUCCGGAGGGGUCAGGUAAGCUCAAACGGUUUUAAAGUUUUCAAUGGUUGUAUAGUUCAUCCUUGAAUUUUUUUAGUCCGUUUGCAAAAACAAAAAAAUAAAGAAUCGUUUGUUUUCAAAAAACGUUGAGAUUGGGUAAUUUUCCUCCAAGUGCCCCGGUUCGAGUAGUCGCACUGUAAUGGCCUAAACAGGGACGAGUACCUCACUAAGUAGGGAUGGGUAAUUUAGAGGCUUUCGUCGUUAACAGGGUCAUAAUGUAUUUUAGUUUUUAGCGUUUUAAAAAGGUGGCUUGUCUUUCAGCUGUUUGUGUUAAGUCUAUAUUUCUUCCUUGAAUUUCCCUAGUGAGAUAAACUGGAGUUAUCUUAUUAUAAUAACAGGGUUCCAAAGUAAAAUGUCUUUUCUUGACCGGGUAUCAAAUUUUAAAAAAAUCGCAAUGAAAAGGGUCUGAAUUUUAAGACCUCAGUGGGCCCUCCCUAGAGGCGGCCAAAUCUUAUAAAACUAAAGAUAAAAUUGCCUGUGAUGGUUAUCGAUGUUUCAAAAUGAUUUGACACUUCCAGCAACUUUGAUGGAUGAAGUGAAAGACGCCGUUGAACAAGAAGAGGAUUCAGGUAUGAACCAGUUGUUUCCAAACAACGGCUUUAUCCAUUGGCAAAUAAUAUUCUAUUCUCUUCCAGGCGUUUUAAUCAAAGCAGGUAGGCCUCGCAGUUUGGCCGAAUUCAGCCGUCAAAAAUCUGCCUAAAAAGAUUGAGUAAAACUGAUAAUUAAUGAUCACUUUAAAUAGCAAUACUACUGAGACAGAUACAUGGAUGGAUCAAUUUUGGGAAAAAAGUAGCAAAUUCAGCCACGAUUCCAUUCUUUUGUCUGCAACGCUGUUCUAGGGGAAAUUCUAUGGAAAAAAUAAAUCAGCCGCCGGAGACUUUGCGAGACCUUAAAUCUGAUAGCAAGCUCUUAUGUACGGCGGUUCGGGGGCUUUGCCGUCUUGCGCCGCCAAAAUGUUCCGCGAACUCACACAAGUGAGCCUCUUCGCAGGCUAACAUCAGAAACCUUAAGACCCCUUGUUUUAAAAUGACCUUAGGCCGUUAAAGAUGAUUAGAGGGGGAGACCAAAUCUCUUACAGCUAAAGAGUUUUGAAACAACUUACAGUUUCUAUAGGACAACUAAAAUCUUUCCACUGGUUAGACUGCGAGCAGUCUGUUAACUUUCUUUCAAGUUACUUAAUUUGAGUUUAACAACGUUUGGGUUGUGCAAAAGUUCUCGCUGGUAUUCGCUGGGAUAUUAAAUCGGCGGACGUGUGUUGCAGUUACAGAAGAUGCUGCUAGCAAAAUAACUUACACCAAUAGGUACCAAAUCCUAAAACAAAUCUGAAUUAUAACAAGCGCGGGAUUCCGAGACUCCAAUUCUUAAUGCCGAGAAUUCGAGACUCUCGAUUAAAAUUUGGCAGGACUCCACGCUGAUAUUAAAUUAGGAUACAUUCUAUACCCAUAAAAAGUAUACUGUUCCGUAUCACUGACCCGAAAAAUGCAUUUUAUUUGAGUGAAUGUCAAUUUAUUUAGCACUUAGAUACUAAUUGAGGACACUAUUUUUGCGUCUCCUUCUGGCGACGUUCUAGCCGUUUGCCGGGAAAGGGGAGUUUGAGUAAUUGUCGAGAGUCGAGAGUCGAGAGUCAUAUGUCGACAGUCUGAUAAAGGCAAGUCGGAAGUCCGAAAUAAGACAUACUCAUCGUUUACGAGUUAUCUGAGAUAUCAUUAGAGAAAUAAAUAGUUACGUUGAGUCUAUGUUUUGGAAGUCCGUGCAGUAUCGAAGACGCCUAUCUAAAGUUCGUAUGCUCCAAGCAUAGCAAUCGAAAUCCCUUAACAUGAAAUCUAAAAUCUCUGUGCACGUGCGGUGAAGACCUUCCAACCGCCAUAAUCUCCAGUUUUACGCUUCUUUGCUUUCAUCUCGUUUUUUAACGUGCUCCAGGACCCGGCCCCAGGAUUUCUUUCUCCUGUCCGCCACAUUGACUUGUCACAUGGUCGAGCCCGCAAGGCGUCUUGGUCUAUGGAAGUUUUACGCCUCAGUCACAAAUUUUUAAGUUGUUUUAAUUUCACUUACUUUCAAUUGACUUCGCUUUGAGAUUAAUUUCAAUUAACUUCAGAAAGGUUUUGAUUUCCUUUCAUUUUCAUUUUAAAUUGUUUUUAGAGUAAAAUGAAAUAACUAAAACAAUUAACUUAUAAAAGGAAAAAGCUGAAAAUAUAACAAAAUCUCUAUGGCAGCUCUAGGCCACCAUAGACCUCUGACAACGACCUUUCUAUAUCUUGUUUAGGAAACCCGCACGCUUCGAGGCGUUGUUAAAAGUUCGCAAGCACUCUUUAAAUGUUUUUGAAGAGUUUGUUCUAAACAAUCUUAGCCUUAAAUGAAGCCUCUUUUUGCCCCCGGACGGUGGAAAGAGGUAAAGUGUGUAUAUUGCAAAGUUUCAGUCGGCUUAUAGUGGGUUUUGAUGUCAAAACGGGAUUCCUCUGUGAAUCGCUUUCUUUUGAAAAAUAUUGUUUCAAGGAAAGUUAUUUCGUUCUCUGAUAUUUCGGCGGUGAACUUUAUUGUGGGAUAGAAUUCGUUAGUUUCUUUAAUAAAUCGUGUUGGAACUUCUGAAAUUUUAUGCUUUAUAAAAUAAAGUGCAUGAUCUCACUACUAUUAAUCAGGGAACAUGGCAUAAAUUAUUUUUAUUAUUAUUAAUUAAUUAUCAUGAUUAUAAUUAUCUAUUAUUUCAGAUUGUCGACAUAUCACUCUCGACUCUCGACUUGUUACUCUCGAUUCUCGACUCUCGACAUUGGCUGAGACUCGGCGAAGGAAAAACCUUCAUUUCUCAGUUAUUUUUAGACCCCGAGUUAUGGUCCGGCUCCUGGAAGUAACCCACGACCUCUCGCUCUGCAGUCGGCGCUCUACCGACUGAGCUAAUUACGUUGCGGUUAAAGACAAGAGCGAAGUUAUGACGAAAGUGCAAAGGGUUUACAGUUAUUCAUGGACUUUUUGAGGUCUCAUCCUGUAGCCGAUAGCGUUUACGUAAUGACAGUUUUACUUUUAUCCACAGGUUGUUCUAACAGUUGGCCCCAGAAUAGAUGCAAUCGAAUGAGAUUCUUUUGCCGCCCUGGAUUUAAGCUCUCAAACUUAGUAAAACAGAAAUGUAAACUCCAAUGCCGCCUUUGCGGCUGAGAAAUGCGUUAAUGGUAAGCCUGCGAGUGUUAAUGAGUGAAUGGUUGGAUGAAUGAACCAACGAAUGAAUGACAGAAUGAAUGAAUGAAUGAAUGAAUGAAUGAAUGAAUGAAUGAAUGAAUGAAUGAAUGAAUGAAUGAAUGAAUGAAUGAAUGAAUGAAUGAAUGAAUGAAUGAAUGAAUGAAUGAAUGAAUGAAUGAAUGAAUGAAUGAAUGAAUGAAUGAAUGAAUGAAUGAAUGAAUGAAUGAAUGAAUUGGUAAAAUUCUUAUUUUGUAAUUAAUUUAGGCUAAAAUAUUUCGUUAAUUGUUCUCAAAUUGACCGUGUGUAAGGUUAACUUAACAUACAGUGUCGUAUUAGUUAAUACUUUUCAAGUAUUACUGUGAUUCUUGAAAAUCAUAUUAUCUUUGUUUGUACAGGUUGACGCAGCCAACCAGGAAUUUAUAAUGUCAACGACAACGGAUUUAAUGAACUAUGGCUUAUUCAAGUGUAUUAAUUCUAUAAGUAUGAUGAGCUAAUAAAAUUUGUGGCAUGAAAUUGCAAUACUCUUAAAAUGUGUCGAUUUCAUUCUUGUGCCAGCCUCUUAGACCCUGUUUACAUGGAGUGGGGGACCCCAGUCUAGUGGGGUAGGUUUCUUUUGUUUUGUGUCCCCCAGAGCGUAAAAACAAAAGAAACCAACCCCACUAGACCGGGGUCUCCCACUCCAUGUAAACAGGCCCUUAGUUGACCAAGUCACUGGCCAACGCACGAAUCGAUUCGAUGGGUUAUUGCCUAAUAUCUUUCAUUCAAAAUAUUCCGCUGUUUCGUCUGAUUGGCUCAAACUGAAUCCUCCGGCUUAUUCUUUAUAACCAUCCGGCGUUGACCAAGGUUGGGUUCCUUUGGGAUGAUUCAUAUCAGAAUCAGUGAUCUAAGAUCACUCGGCCGGAUCAUGGAAAAUGAUAAAGUGAACCGAUGGAUCCUUUCCCAGAGUGGAUUCGUCGGUUCCUUUAAUUAAUGCUCAUGAUCCGAGUGAUCUCGUAUCAUUGAUCCUGAUCCGGAUCAUCCCAUUGGAACGUACCCCAAAUCUGAGAAGAAGCGAGCGAUGUUAUACCGUCGCUUUGAUUGUAUAUUGCCCAAGCAGCCUCGUUUCCAGACAAAUGUCCAAACAAUCAACCAAGUUUCCAGCUGCAGAAGCCUAAGUAAGUGUUUCAUGUAUUCCCGAGUGCGUUAAAAAUAGCUUUUACGGCUAUCCAAAGACGAUUAAUGACUGAAUUUCUGACCAAAUUUCUGACCAAAACUGAAUUUUCUAAAUCGAAAAAAGGCUUAGAUUGCGUGCAAACUAUGGUAACGACUAGAUGUUUUUGAUGCUGCUAUAUUUUGGAAAGUAAUUUCAAACCCUGCUUUUUUUUUGUACAAAUACGGCUUAACUGAGAUAGACGUAUUUGAGGUGUUAAGUUUAUGCGAGGCAGAAAGGCCAAGAUUACCCGCUAGAAGAUGAAUAAAUAUUACAGACCUUAAAUCAGAGUGGAUGGGUUCGAUGAGGGAUGAUUGUGCGUAAGCUCGCGACGACAAAGAGUGAUAGGUCCGUUUCGUGGUCGUUUGUAAUACUUCUGACCUGUAGUGGAAAGGCACAAGAAAUGUUAAGAAAUGUUAAUCUUCGAAUCCUUUAUUAUUAUAACUAUUAUUAUUAUUUUUUUUUUUUUUGCUUCUAUGCUAUAUGAUAACUCUUCGUUUUCCAUACAUAAAAACAAGUUUUGACUCAUUCACUGCUGAUAUCUAUUAAUACCCAGCUAUACUUAAUUCUGUCCAGUGAAAAGGUUACAAUAAAUCAUCAAUGUCAUCGCUAAGCCAUGUUCCGGCAAAGCUGAACAAAUGAGUACAGGAAAAUUAAAACUAUGCUUGGGAGUGCCUUAAUGGCGUUUCAGAAUAUUUUUAUUGUUGUAUUUACUCAACAAAAAAUACAAUUCUUUUGAUACGUGUUGCUUCGUUCCAUGUUUGGGCUUUAAAUUAUGCAAAUAUGUUUGAUUUUCAUUUGUUUCGGAGCUUAGCAGCAGCUAAGACAGAUGUAUUAUACUCACUUCUUCACCAAUCUUUCUUUAAAAGAGCUAAUACGUUAACUUUUCUAUGUACUGUAUUAUCAUGUCUAAACUGAGUAAUUUGCCUGCGAGCCUCUGCUGGACUAACGACUCAGGGUAUUGCUUCUAUGUUAUCUAUAAAAAAAAGUAAGUUAUUCUCCACCAGAUAUCUCUCGCUAAAAGCCGGUUGGGUCAAUUCAAAGUACUUGUACAGAAUUGAUGAUCACUAGUAUCGGAGAGUGCAUUAGAGAUGAUCGAAUUAAGUUGGAUUACCUAAUCCGAAAUGAGUAUACAAGGCAUUACCACCGCCGAGAUAUUAUAAAGGGAAAUAAAGGGAAUUUAUAUAUUUUAUAACAUGCAGAUCUUAUAGCGAUGCUUUACUCUACAAAUUAGUUGAAUCCUUUUCUCUCUUCACUUUUUGAAUCAAUCAUCGAGCCGGUACGGCUUUCAGUCUAGCUAUCAACCACUUUAAAAGCAUUUUCACUAAUGUGCCUAUUGUUUAACCUAAAAAUCUGAUAACAAUAAAAAGAUAUAGACGAACUCAAACAAACGAUGCCUAUAUAAAUGGUGACGGACUAAAUAAAACGUUUAGAGUAAAGAGAGAGGCCCCAUCUAAAGAUUUUCAGUCAAAUGGGAAACAUGCCCUCUCAAAAGCUGCUUAUGUAUUUUCUUGUUGCUCUUUUAUAUUUUCUCUUUAGUCCAAGAACCGAUGCAAAGGUACUGGAAGAUACUUACGCAGAAGGUAACUGCGCUCUUGAAUAUCUUUUUAUGAGUGUGUAAAUCAUAAGCCUUCAGAUUCAAAAACCCAGACCUCCAGAUAGAUGUACUUUUCUACUGAAGGUUGUCAAGAAGGUGUUAAAAACAGUGUCCUCUAUUUUACAUUAUAUUUCAUGUUAUAUUAUAUAUCUAUCGUCUUGUUCAAGGCUGUUCCAGUGAUAGGCUGACCAGAUAACAUUCACUUGGAUGGUGAUAUGAUGCCAACUUUGCCCCGAAGCUGUUUUUAUUACUUUAGUCUCACUGAGUUUUCAUUAUCGGUUAAAAUUAACUCGAGCUGUGAUUACUUUCCAUUUGUAUCAUAAUAUUUGUAACCAAGCUCAUAGGCGGAUGUCAGAAUAUGUUCUCGAUAUUUUAUCGGAUUGGAUACAACUGGAUACCAGCAAAUUUAAACUGCUUGUUGUGUAUGUACAAUGUAUGAGUUGCGUCGCCAGCUUAAACUGCCUUUUUUUUUUUCAGACUCAGAAUCACUCAGAAUUGUUAGCUUAUGAUGGUCCGCUACACGAAAAUCAUAAUUAUACUUUUUAAUAUUUUAAUUUUCAGCCUCUCAGCAGAUAACAUGCAACUAGAUAUCAGCAAGAUUAAACUGCUGAUCGUGUAUGUCGUGUAUGUGUGCGUUGUACCUGAGCUUAAACUGCCUUCUGCUUUUUCAGAAUCAGGAUGGUUAGCUUAUGAUGGUCCUCGUGACGAACAGCAUAGA